Molecule: messenger RNA, 2609 nt
Organism: Anguilla rostrata (American eel)
Lineage: Eukaryota; Metazoa; Chordata; Actinopteri; Anguilliformes; Anguillidae
Product: transmembrane protein 196
Exons: 4
Coding region: 841-1386 (181 amino acids)
Source: RefSeq, a predicted model, not a curated record
CACUUUUCCAGGCUGUGGGAGGAAAUGUGAUCCAAAAUAAGCAGGAGCUGGGAGCCCAUCCAAAACGUGCGUUUGUCUGAGAAUACAUAUUGGCUAUAUGUGUGUGUGUGUGUGUGUGUGUGUGUUUGUAUAUGUGGAUGUGUGUGAGAGAGAGAUGUGUGUGUAUGCAUGUGUGUAACUGUAUGUGUAUGUGUGAGAGAGAGAGAUGUGUGUGUAUCUGUGUGACUGUGUGUGUUUGUGUAUGUGUGUGUGAGAGAGAGAUGUGUGUGUGUGUGGUGACGGGAAACGCGCUGUCUCUUCCCGAAUCGCGGUGGGAACGAGCAGUUCUUAAUAUAAAACAAAGCUUUAUUAGAAACAGUUUAUCUGGAUAUAGGCUACAUUAAUCUGCAUAGAUUUGGUGGGAGGGUUUCUAUCACUUACGGAGAGCGCUCGAACUGGACGCGAGUCACGUGUGCCAAUAAGUGCCCCGCUAAAGACACUUUUAGAUAACCAAAGAGUAAAGGGUUUUCCAGCCCACACGGCAAAGCGGCCAGACGGGCGCCAGCCAGGGGAGAGGGAGUAACGCAACGGAGUUUAAGCACCGUGGACAGCGCCCCGGGGAAGUUUGGAGAGGUUCCACAGCGCGCGACCAGGGAUUAGCGCGAGCUCGGAGUCGUUACCAGGGCGAUCGCUGCCUAUGAUCCUAAUUACCCGGGCGGAUUUGUCUAAUGUGAGCGGCUGAUUUGAUGGACUGGUGCUACAUUAAGAGCGAGACAUCAACCAGGCGCCGCUUUCGGGAGGGCGGGAAAGCGGGGAAUCACUUACCUUCGCGGAGAAGUGCUGAAACAUGCCCCAGGGAGGAUGUGCAGCAGCCGGAAGAUCAUCUGCAGCUUGCUGGUGCUGUCCGUGCUGAAGAUCGGGCUCGGGGUGUCCAGCAUCGCGCUGGGAGCCGUGGGCAUCUGCCGCAUGCGACCCAAGUACAAGCCGCAGCAAGGCGACGCGUCUCCGGUCUGGAGCGGUGUGUCUUUUCUCCUCUGUGGGAUUUGUGGGGUGCUGUGUGCCAAGAGGAGAACAGGACUCAUCAUGACCCUGUUCUCGGCCUGCUGUAUCUGCGGCCUGAUUGGAGGGAUCCUGAACUUCCAGUUUGUGCGCGCGCUGGUGAAGAGGCCACAGACCCACCGGCCGCUGCAGGUGGUUGCCAUGACGCUGGCCUGCCUGGGUGUGGCCUGCAGCACCCUGUCCACCUGGCUGACCUGCCGAUUGGCUGGCAGCGAGCAGCAGCGCAUGUUCAUCGAGCGCGAGCACUCUCUGCACCACUCGCACGAGAUGUCCGAGAAGGAACUCCCAGAGACCUCCAGCAACGGGCUGCCCCCGAUCCCCCACAACGGGAACGCGUCUCCAUUGUGAUGAACAGCCCAGGAAGUGACAUCACGGACAGGAAGUGAGGCCAGGGUGAAGUGCAGCAGUCAGGGGGGUGGCUGCUCCACCAUCACGCCUCACGGUCUCUGUAGCAACCCCAAACCCUCUCCUCCAAUCAGGCGACCACCUAAACGCUUGUGAAGUGCUUUGGAAUGGUAAUACUGAACACAACUGAAGCAUGCAUCUCUCUCUUUCUCUCUCUGCCUGUCUCUCUGUCUCUCUCUCUGCUUGUCUCCCUGUCUCUCUCACUCUCUGCCUGUCUUUCUCUCUCUAUCACUCUCUGUCUCUCUCUCUCUCUUUCUCUAAGCUUCCAUCCAAAUGUAUUGCAAAUGUUAAGCGAAUUUCUGAAAAGUCGGCAAAAGGAAACGCAAAUCAGCACGCGUUAUGCGAAUAUUCAGAAGAGGACGCAACACGGUUACAUAAUCCAGAGAGUGCCAGCCAAACAGUUACGGAGAGUUAGUGAGACAUACUCCUAGAAGAGCGAUCAUAACAGCCCUCUCUCAGUCAUGCAUGGCUGUAUUACGUGCAGCCCAGAGACGGCGAAGAGGGUGUGCAAUGGUCUAUUUAACGGCGGCUGAAACGGCGGUAUCACCACUGCGAAAGCCACCAUGCGCCAGGGAACGCCGGCACACCUAGAAAUUCCAGCAGUUUUUUUGUGUGUGUACAGAUAUUUCACUCACCAGCUUCGGGUGAAGCGUUUUACGAUUCUGUGCUUUCGUGUGACUUCGGUCCUUGUCACGUCAUCGCUUAUUAGAAAAAUCAGUUUCCGUCACCCUUUUUAUCGCAUCUCCUCUUCUCUUUAUCGAUACACCUUGGCCGAGCGUAAAAUGUUAUUUUUUUUAAACUAUAUUUUACCGUUCUUUCUCAUUUAUGGCGUUUUCGCUCGUGUUUAUUCACACGCAAAGUUAAAAUUCGCAUGAAAACAGUCGGAUGAAAACCCCACUUGUGUCUUUCUCUCUCACACACUCUCUCUGUCUCUGUGUCUGUGUCUCUGUCUUUUCUUUCUCUCUGUGUCUGUCUUUUUCUCUAUCAGGUUUUAUAGCACAAAAGGAAUGCUGAUUGUGAUGUUUCUGAAUGCUUAAAAACAUACACAACACUGUAUACAAAAAUGUGGAUAGAGUAUUCAAUCUUGUAUAUACGGGAAAUUAUCAUUUAUGAAUUUAUAGUAUUUUUAUAUACAGGCUUCUUAUGAACAUUAAAUAAAAUAUUUA